This is a messenger RNA of Trichoderma atroviride IMI 206040, 1467 nucleotides long. RefSeq lists its product as uncharacterized. Gene Ontology annotation, cellular component: cytoplasm. The record is from RefSeq and is a predicted model, not a curated record. NCBI's taxonomy places the organism in Eukaryota, Fungi, Ascomycota, Sordariomycetes, Hypocreales, Hypocreaceae. Gene Ontology annotation, molecular function: beta-aspartyl-peptidase activity; threonine-type endopeptidase activity; asparaginase activity. Gene Ontology annotation, biological process: protein maturation.
AUGGGCAUGAAAUUCCUAAAAGCCGGUGCCACUGCUACCGAGGCAGUUGAAGCUGCCCUGGUGAUCCUCGAGAACAAAGAGAUCACCAACGCCGGCUACGGCUCCAAUUUAUCAAUCGACGGCACCGUCGAGUGUGAUGCGACAAUUGUUGAUCAUUUGGGCCGUAGCGGUGCCUGUGGCGCCGUUCCAAACGUUCGGAAUCCCAUAUCACUGGCCAAGCUCAUCUUGGACACAAGUAACGAACCCCUGAGCCUCCGCCGUGUCCCCCCAAAUGCCCUCGUCGGCGAAGGAGCGAGAAGUUUUGCUGAAGAACACGGAAUGGCAACGUAUGGCAACGAGUAUCUCGUUUCCAGAAAUUCCAGGGAUCGUUUCCUGAAAUGGCAAGAAGACUUGAAGAGAGCCGAGGUUGGCCCCAAAGACAACAAGGUCAGCUCUGCAUCUAACAAGGUGAAUACGGGCAGUGCUCCGCACCUAUAUGACGCAGUGGCAGUGACGGAUCCUCGUAAAAUAUUUCCUAGGGAUCACACCGCGGCAAUUUUGGCGGGGACAUGGAAUGAAGGUCAGCUUGAUUCGCCCUAUGUCGGCACACCCAACCUAGAGUUGAAUGCUAUUGUUGAGCCUCCAGUAUAUCCGGCAACAUAUGCGCGUGCUCUAGCUUCUACUCCAACGAAUAUCGCUCGAUCUCCCUCGCGACAAACACCAGGAAUUUCGAUUCAUACGAUGCCCAUAACCCCACCGAGCAACGUGAGCCGGAAUUCUUCAUCCAGUCGCCUGAAACGCCACUCCAAAAACAUCAAUCAAGCCACUCGUGGAAACGGCCGUCCGCUUGACACAUCAAAAGAAAACGAGGAUUCCGGCUCACAAACCGCAAAGCGCCAGUUCCAACUUGAUAGUGCCAAUGAGGAUUGGGUCACAGACACUAUUGGUGCUAUUGCAAUUGAUGAUAACGGCCAUAUCGCAGCAGGAUCUUCGUCUGGUGGCAUCGGAAUGAAACAUCGAGGCCGCCUGGGGCCGGCUGCUCUAGUUGGCAUUGGAACAGCCGUUGUACCUUGUGCCGAGGAUGACAGCGACAGGAUCACUGUUGCAGCCGUGACAAGCGGCACCGGAGAACACAUGGCUACCACGAUGGCGUCACAGAGAUGUGCUGAGCGUCUCUAUCAUGGGACACGCCGUGGCCCUGCUGGGAUUGAUGUUCAGGACGACGACGAGGACGCCAUCAUGGAAUCAUUCAUAGCUAAAGACUUUAUGGACCACCCCGGGGUGAAAAACUGCCAUUCCGCAGGCGCCAUCGGUAUCAUGGCCGUGAAAAAGACUAGUAGAGGCUACUAUCUAUACUUUGCUCACAACACGGACUCCUUUGCACUCGCAUCGAUGGGUGGCUUGGAAAAGGAGCCGCGAUGCGUCAUGUCACGACUCCCCGAUGGUGCUAAGAUUGCCAAGGGUGGCCGCAAAGUCCAGCUGGAUUAA